CCACCUUGCUGUUAGUCACUGAAGGCCCGCGCGCGAGGCAACAUGGUCGCGGUGGCUGCGAGCGUACGACGGAAAAAAACAUUGCUUUGAACAGUUUGUGAAAAUCGCGUGGUUUAGAGCCACGGGUGUUCAAGCGUUGUGCGACUAAAAAAGGUUUCUUACCUUUUUUUAAAUAUGUAUUUGACACACCGACAUAAUUAAAAUUCAUCGAGAAAAAACCAUGUGAAUAUGAAAGUUAAUUUAAACUUUUAACAUAAAACGUUAGCCAUCAUAUCCAACGCAAUUUAAAUCAAGAUGCUACUGUAUAAACGAUAGUGUAUUGUUUCACAAUAUUUGGGUAUAGUUACCUUUUUUUACGUUGUAAGUGCUCCGAAAUUCAAUUAUUGAAGUGCUAGUGCUAGUCAAGAACAGCGUAAGUGUUUCGAACUUUGAAUUUUUGCAGCCCAGGAUAGCUCGGCGAUGGCGCUGGCGAGCCAGUACGCCUCGUGCCCGCAGCUGGAGGACAAGGCGGCGAGCCCCGAGCAGCAGGCGGUGCGGCAGCUGACGGCCAAGUACGACUCCUGCCAGGGCCUGCGGCGGCGGCGGCUCAGCUCCACCGACGGCAGCGAGGCCGCCUCCUCGGACAGCGGCGUGGCGGACCUGCGCGUCUCCGACCACGAGCGCCUGCAGAUCGAGACCUUCUUCAAGGGCCUCAAGACGCAGGUGUUCGUGUGCCGCUCGCUCGCCAACCUGUACCUGGGCUCGGCGGCCCAGGAGGACUGGGCGCUGGCGCACACGGGCGUGCCCGUCGUGCUGCUCGACUCGGGCGAGACGCGCUCCCGCCGCCGCCGCCGCAUCCAGCUGCUGCUGGCCGAGCGCGGCACCUGCUUCACGCUGUGGCAGGACACGGUGGACAACCUGAGCGCGUACCGCGUGGCGGGCGAGGCCUUCCACACGCUGCACGAGUCGCGCGACCACCGCCGCCUCGCGGGCCUCAGCUUCGACUGCGCCGAGGCGGCGGCCGAGCUGGGCGCGCACCUGGAGCGCCUCACGGCCGACUUCAGCAACAUCAGCCUGUCCGUGCCGCGGCGCGGCAAGAAGGCGCAGAGGCAGCGCGGACCGGCGCCGCCGCGGCCCUCCAAGGCGCACAUCUCGCAGCCCUGCUGCUUCCAGCACAUCACCAGCGUGGGCGCGGCCGACCGCGACCGCUACCUGUCGCUCAGGUCGCUGGUGGCGCAGCCGGCGGCGGCCAAGGGCGACUCCUGCCGCUGACUCACCCGCGGCCCUCCAAGGCGCACAUCUCGCAGCCCUGCUGCUUCCAGCACAUCACCAGCGUGGGCGCGGCCGACCGCGACCGCUACCUGUCGCUCAGGUCGCUGGUGGCGCAGCCGGCGGCGGCCAAGGGCGACUCCUGCCGCUGACUCACCCGCGGCCCUCCAAGGCGCACAUCUCGCAGCCCUGCUGCUUCCAGCACAUCACCAGCGUGGGCGCGGCCGACCGCGACCGCUACCUGUCGCUCAGGUCGCUGGUGGCGCAGCCGGCGGCGGCCAAGGGCGACUCCUGCCGCUGACUCACCCGCGGCCCUCCAAGGCGCACAUCUCGCAGCCCUGCUGCUUCCAGCACAUCACCAGCGUGGGCGCGGCCGACCGCGACCGCUACCUGUCGCUCAGGUCGCUGGUGGCGCAGCCGGCGGCGGCCAAGGGCGACUCCUGCCGCUGACUCCCCACCCCCACUGCAGCUGCUUCUCUACCAAAGUCUUAUUUCCAUAGCUGACGUGUUCGAGUCAAGUGAGAAAAGACACCGCAAGUGUAUUAUGAUCUCUGUUGAUAACAUGCAGGAUUAUCACGUUCUCCGUUCUUAGUUAAAUAUUAUAUAUUAUAUAUUGAAUGCAUUUAGUUUAGCUGGGAAUUGUAAUCGUUUGGAUGAUGAUUAAGUGCAUUAAAUGGCACCGCAAAAGUAGUAUUAGUUCCUGCUACUGUGACUUUAUAUUGUGCAGCAUUGAUGUAAUAGUUUAUAAACGGAUAUAAAUAAGCUUAUAUUUUUACUUCAAUUUUAGUUAGAAAGAUGACAUGUCAAUAUAAAAUAUUAUGUGUUUGUUGUAUUUAUCGUUCCGCACUGGUUGUAUAAAGACUGGUUAUAUCAGACCGUGCUGUCCAGUGUUGCGACUGACGAACAGAAACUGGUACUAUGAAAUAUAUUUUUUUAAAUAGUCAAAGAAAUUGUUUCUUCUAUAAUUAUGUUUUAGAACGGUACUAUACUUUGCUGAGUGUAUGCUACUAGGUUUUAUUGUAAACAAAAUCGAAUAAUUAAACCUGUCAAAUGUGACAAACUUUCCAA
Bacillus rossius redtenbacheri is the source of this 2316-nucleotide messenger RNA. RefSeq lists its product as uncharacterized. Gene Ontology annotation, molecular function: RNA polymerase II cis-regulatory region sequence-specific DNA binding; DNA-binding transcription factor activity, RNA polymerase II-specific. The record is from RefSeq and is a predicted model, not a curated record. The transcript has 3 exons. Bases 460 to 1251 code for a protein of 263 amino acids. Gene Ontology annotation, biological process: regulation of transcription by RNA polymerase II. Gene Ontology annotation, cellular component: nucleus. NCBI's taxonomy places the organism in Eukaryota, Metazoa, Arthropoda, Insecta, Phasmatodea, Bacillidae.